GGCUGUACUGCAGUGAGUGGCAGCCCUAUAUCCCCGGGCCCGUUAUCUCGGUGGUGGCCGCUGAUGGAUUCGCUCCGAGCCCAGAGGCUUCAGCCCGGGGUGGGGCCCGGUGUUUCCGCAGGGACCCUGCGCUCUCUAAGGCCCGGAGUGACCGCUGGUUCCUUCUCCUCACUGGCGGCCUCCGCAGCUCCGGCCUCGGCUCCUCCGCCCCCACUCGGCCCGGGGGUCCCGGGGGUACUAGGGCUCGGGAAUCCGGGGGGGAACCCGGCUGUGCUCAGGGAGGCGGUGGAGGCCGUAGUGAGGAGCUUCGCUAAGCACACCCAGGGCUACGGGAGGGUAAAUGUGGUGGAGGCCCUCCAGGAGUUUUGGCAAAUGAAGCAGACCAGAGGGGCGGAGCUAAAGAACGGCGCGCUGGUUGUGUACGAGAUGGUGCCGAGUAACAGCCCUCCGUAUGUGUGCUACGUCACCUUGCCGGGGGGCAGCUGUUUUGGGAGCUUUCAGUUCUGUCCGACCAAAGCGGAAGCGAGGAGAAGCGCCGCCAAGAUCGCCCUAAUGAAUUCCGUGUUCAACGAGCACCCUUCUCGCAGGAUCACGGAUGAGUUCAUAGAGAAGAGCGUGUGCGAAGCCCUGGCCACAUUCAAUGGGAAUCGAGAGGAAGCAGACAACCCGAACACAGGGAUCGGUGCCUUCCGCUUUAUGCUGGAGUCCAACAAAGGGAAAUCCAUGCUGGAAUUCCAGGAGCUGAUGACGGUCUUCCAACUGCUGCACUGGAACGGCAGUCUGAAAGCCAUGCGAGAGAGGCAGUGCUCACGCCAGGAGGUCCUGGCCCACUACUCUCACCGAGCCCUGGACGACGAUAUGAGGAACCAGAUGGCCAUGGAUUGGGUCAACCGGGAGCACGACACCCCGGGAACGCUGGCUAGAGAGCUGGCAUCUACAGAACGACAGUUGGACGAGGCGCGACUGGCCGGCAAGGAGCUGCGGUACCACAAGGAGAAGAAAGAUAUCCUGAUGCUGGCGGCCGGGCAGCUUGGAAACAUUCAUUCCUCCAACUGUUAGCUCGCCCAUAGAUACUCGUUACUGCUCUUCACUCAUGUGAUGUUUGUCGAGGGCAACAGCUUGAUAUGGCAGCAUGGGAACUGGGAAAUCUAAUUCUGUACAGAGCUCUACAAAUGUCUCAGGCUCCUGGGCACCAACACCCAAGCAUGAUUGUCAUUGGGGGAAUUUUACCCACCUAAAGAGGAGGCCUUCAAGGUCAAUAAACAUCUAAAUAAGAUGUAUGGGAGAUUUGUACCCAUAAAGGAGAUACAUUUGAGGCUGGGUAGCUCUAUAUAUCUUCUUACUCAUGAAGGAGAAAUCUUUAAGGAGCUCUAUACCCAUAAAGCAGAAACCCUUGAGGAGCUCUUUAUCAUUGAAGAAGGUACCUUGUCAAAAUGCUCUUUAGCCAUGAAGGAGAAACCUUUGAGGAGCUCUGUACCUAUCAAGGAGCUCUUUGCCCAUGAUGGAGAAGGAGACUUUUGAGGAGCUCUAUAGCCAUGAAGGGGAAAUCCUUGAGGAGCUCUUUAUCAUUGAAGAAGGUACCUUGUCAAAAUGCUCUUUAGCCAUGAAGGAGAAACCUUUGAGAAUCUCUGUAACCAUGAAGGAGGAUUGAGGAGCCGUGUACCCAUCAGGACGAAACCUGUGAGGUUUGGAGGGCCCUGUACUCAUCAAUGAGCUCUGUAUGCAUCAAAUAGCUUAGAACACAUGAAAGAGAGAUCCAUUGACAAGCUCUUUAACCAUGAAGCCUGUUGAGGGUUGGGAGCUCUGUACCCAUCAGGAACAGACCUGUGAGGUUUGUGGAGCCCUGUACACAAUAAGCUCUGUAUGCAUUAAGGAGCUCAGAACCCAUGAAAGAGAGAUCCAUUGACAAGCUCUGGAACCAUAAAGCCUGUUGAGGGUUGGGGACUCUGUACCCAUCAGGAAGAAACCUGGGAGGUUUAGAGGGCCCUGUACUCAUCAAUGAGCUCUGUUUGCAUCAAAGAGCUUAGAACCCAUGAAAGAGAGAUCCAUUGACAAUCUCUGGAACCAUGAAGCCUGUUGAGGGUUGGGGACUCUGUAUCCAUCAGGAAGAGAUCUGUAGUGUUUAGGGAGCUCUGUACUCAUCAAUGAGCUCUUUACCUCUCAAGGAGUAACCUUUGAGGAGCUCUGUAUGCAUCAAAGAGCCCAGUACCCAUGAAAGACAUUUGAGAAGCUAUGAGACCUGCGAGGGUUGAGGAACCCUGUACCCAUCAGGAAGAGACUUGUGAUGUGUGUGGAGCUCUGUACCCAAGCUAGAGACCAUUUUGGAAGUCUUUGGAACCCUCAGCCUGAGUGAAGCAGUGACAUAGGAUUCUGACAACUGUCCGUCGGGGCAAACAACUUUAUUACUCGGCUUCUAAAUUGGACUAAAUUCUUCUAAAGAAGUUGCGGCCAACAACCCUCUUUGGAACCAAGACAGACUGUUAUGAGAUUGAUAGGAUGUGUUUUAGAUAUAAAGUCUAACUGGAAAGGGAUUGUGGGAACUUAGCUGCUGCCCAGUUUAUAUAUUGACUCGGAAAACAAAUUAAAGGGCAAGUCUUCUUGAGUAAACCAUUAGCCUCCACUGGGAAUCUCCUCCUGGGUAGUGAAUUCAAUCUCCUACUGAAAUACAUGACUUUGAUUCGACUGUACUUCCUGCUGCUGGGCUGCUCUGCUUCCUAUGUUCAGGCAGGGGGUGGUACUAGCCAAACUCCACCCUCAUCUGCCCAUGGGGGAGAGAGCAGCCCAGGAACAGGAAGUAAAGGGCUUCAGUGCCAGGAUAAGUACUGGUGGGAGAUGGGGUUUACUUACCCUUAGGUGGGUUUCCAUAGGGUGUCAGCAAUGGGCACUUACCUUUACCACCAGAAACCUUAGCACAGACUGUUUUUAUACACUACGGCUCUUUUCAUUAGCAGGAAGAGCAAUACGUUUCUAUAUAUAUAUAAAUAUAUUUCUAUAUUUUGAUAUCCGCGUUAAACCCGUCAUCCCUAGCUGUCCUACUUACCCGUCUCUUGCAAAACCUCACUGCCGGCAAGUGGUUCCCAUCCCAGUCCCAGGAGACUUAGGUUGGCCAGGGGGCUGUAAUUAGCCAUAAAUUCCAUUUCAGAUGUAAAAUAUGAGCGCAAAGGAACUGAAGAACGUGGGUUCCAUAGGCUUAUUAAGGUCUAAAUCUGACUUACAGAAGUCUAUGGCAGCAGAGUGCAGUAAAGCAAGACCUGGCUGCUGUGUUUGUCUUUCAUAGAAAAGUUUGCUUCCUUAGCCUACAACAUUAGUCCAACGUUUCCUCCCCUAAACACAUUAUACAGGGAGAGACAGAGGGUACAGACACCCCAAAUACAUGAAUUACAGUGAGAGGCAGUGGGUCCUGACACCCCCUUAUCCUUCCAAAAAAAGCAGGUUACCUGAAGGCUGGGGUAGGUUUCUCUAUCAAAAUGAUCUUAGAAAUCAUCUGCAUUGCUGAGUAGGUAUCUAUGCUCCACCUAGUGGUAGAUGUGAGAAUUACACCCAGUAGUAGAAAAUGUGGGGCACAUACACCAGGGAGAUACAAAUUGAUUGGCUGAGGUAGGAGCUGCAGGACUUGCCCCCUGCUAUAUGUGGCAGCCCAGGCUCCCAUUCUCUAGAAAUAGCAAUUGGAAGCCGUGCUUUCUUCUCUCUACAGUAGGAACCAAUCAGAAACAAGCUUACAUAGCUCCUAAGAGUUACAUCUCGCUGCAGAGAGAAGACAGCAUGGCCACCGAUCACUUUGAUUUCUGGAGCAUCAGAACUGAAGUUCUUAGACAUUUUGAGAAGGCUUUACUUCCCCUUUAUAGGGAUACAUUACCUUCAUAAUUAGCUCUUUAUCAUUAGAGCUUAAGGUGUAACCUGCUUCCGCCAUUUCUUCUAUAAUUCUCUCUCGUUCUACUUUUUUUUUUUGGUAAAGCUUUAUUGAACACAAGUGGGCGGAGCUUUGUUCAGAGAGCAGAUACAAGAUGGCCGAACUGCAGGGCUAAUAGCAAUGAUAAUGCAAUGAACUUCCCCUUUAAAUGAACAAGAUCAUGUUGUAGAGAGAGAGAGCCGGCGGGGGAGGCUUUGCAGGAGGGGGGGUGUCUGUUUGGUAAAUAGCAAUACUCCGGCCGUUCCAGUGUAUUACUGCACAAGUCCUUUUUCUAUAUGUACCUACCUGUAUGUAUGUAGCCUUUGUACUACCUGCCCAGGGCGCCACUUUGGUACCGCGGCCGCCACCGUGCAUUUUAUAGCAACGCUCCUUAGUUACCUUUACUUACAUUUGUAUCUUGAUAUAAGCAAAUAAAUUCAUUAGUAACGUUGGUA
This is a messenger RNA of Xenopus tropicalis (tropical clawed frog), 4344 nucleotides long. It is a transcript of the gene lix1l, whose product is annotated as limb and CNS expressed 1 like. NCBI's taxonomy places the organism in Eukaryota, Metazoa, Chordata, Amphibia, Anura, Pipidae. Bases 64 to 1059 code for a protein of 331 amino acids. The record is from RefSeq and is a predicted model, not a curated record. The transcript has 6 exons.